This is a messenger RNA of Drosophila busckii, 906 nucleotides long. RefSeq names its product nucleoplasmin-like protein. The record is from RefSeq and is a predicted model, not a curated record. Gene Ontology annotation, cellular component: nucleolus; cytoplasm; nucleoplasm. The transcript is spliced from 3 exons. Bases 89 to 553 code for a protein of 154 amino acids. Gene Ontology annotation, molecular function: RNA binding; histone binding; chromatin binding. Gene Ontology annotation, biological process: chromatin remodeling. Lineage: Eukaryota; Metazoa; Arthropoda; Insecta; Diptera; Drosophilidae.
UAGUUGAAAUCGAAGCUACCAUUUUGCAAAAGUUUUGCACGUGUUUUGCUCUUGAAUUAUUAAGUUUAAAGUAACCAAAUAAAACCAAAUGGCUGAGGAAUCGUUUUAUGGCGUCACUCUGACUGCAGAGAAUAACAGUGCUACAUGGGAUGUUGUGUCCGAUUGUGAUUAUCCCCGUGGACAGAAGCUUGUUAUCAAGCAAAUCUUGCUGGGCGCCGAGGCUAAGGAAAACGAAUUCAACGUGGUUGAGGUGACCACAGUUAAGGACAAUGCACAGAUACCCAUUGCUGUACUCAAGGCAGGCGAGACACGUGCCGUUAAUCCUGAUGUGGAAUUCUACGAAUCGCUGGUUACAUUCAAGCUAAUUAAGGGCAGCGGCCCUGUCUACAUUCACGGACAGAAUAUUAAGGAUGAUGUCGAGGUUGUCGACAUGGAGGAGGAGGAUGAGGAAGACGAUGUGGGCGAGGAUGAGGAGCUUGAGAACCCAAAGAAACGCGCAAAGAUUGAGCAGAAUGCUGCCGAUGGCAAAAAUGCCAAAAACAAGAAGAAAUAAACAGCGUUCGCUCUAAGCUAUAAAACUGUAGUUUUUAAACAAAAAGAAAAUGUUUUAGGCCCUAUAUACACUUACCGUACACAACUACAUACAUGAAUUUGAUGUAAAAGUCUACAACAAUAAAAAUAUGUAUAAUUUUAGUUCCUUGCUCUGCUCCUUAAAACAUUCAAAAAUCAUAUACAAUUUAACUCUUAAGCAAUAAACCAAACUUGCAGCAGAUCAUAUUUUGUAUAUAAAAGACUUACAAAAAAAAAAGAAAACAAAAAAAUAUCUAGCAAUGACUAAAGUUCGAAGCGGCCUCCACACUUGAUAAACACUAAAAUUAAAAUAUUCAAACUGUAUUCAAAAACAAA